UAGUUUGGACCAAAGUCUGUAAAGCCCUGGUCAAACGCAUCUAGCAUUUCACCUAACAUGCAGAAAAUCAAUUUUGGACGAAUUGUUGGAUGCGUUUACAAUUCUGAUCUGAACUGAACUGAACUGACUGACUUUAUACGAAUUAAGAUACUUAUAUACAGAAAUCAAAUUGCUGACUAAGUAUUAAUUAGGAUGUUGUAAUGAUGAUGCAAUGGAAAAGGAAAGAUCUAGACUUUUGAAGAAGUAAGCAUUAAAUAGAUGUGUGAACGUUUGUACAAUGGUGAAGGGAAUGCGAUGUGGUAGGUGAUGCCGUGAAUGACGUAAGUGGAUGUCAUGGUGAUGGCAUGAUCGAUUAGAAGUAGGAAUAUGGCCUAUUUUACAAUAUUAAAAUCACUACAAGCAACUAUUCUCAAAGUUAUCGAAUUAAAAUGGAAAUUAAAAGCAAAGAACAGAAUUGAAUAAUCUAAAAAUUCGUAGUUGAGAAAAGGGCGGUGGAUUAAGGCGAACGGAGCACUGACGUGGAGAGUGAGAGAAACAAUGUCAAUCUAGAUUUAGGCACAGGCCUAAAGGGAAGCGAGAGCUAUUAAAAGAAUAAUAUAAAAAACGCGAAACCAAGAAUUGGAUAAUGCAGGGGUCCGUCAAACGAAACUUUCAAGAAAAAGGACAGCCGAUGUUUUGACAUGUUGUUUUGGAAAUCAGCUAUCAUCAUUCACUUUCAUUUUACAUGCCUUUUCACCAUCUUUAAACCAGUGCUGUAAACAUGUCGUUGCGCAGGCGAUGCACGGUGAUGGAAAUGUUGGAUGAAAUGUUUGGCGAGAAAUAUCGACGAAUUUUCAAAACUUUACGGCGAAAAUGCUGAAUGCGUUUGACCGGGGCUUAAGUGUUGCCUUUCUUUGGAUUUGCCAUCCAAAGCUCGGUUGAAUUCUACCCUUUAUUGGUCUUUCUGGGAUGUAUAGUUGCUGAGAUAGCAUGUUUUGUGUUUGCAAAAUGACGGAAGUCGCCUGGUGGAAUUUUCGCAUUUUGGCCAGUAUUCCAUUUGGUCGGUAGGUCAGAAAGUCUUGCAUUUCUAAUUUUGUAAUGACACUGUGGAAGUUCAGCUUCUUAUACGAUGAAUGGAUUUGGCGUGAUUUUUGGAAACGUAAAAGGGCAACUUUUUACACAUAUUGCGACUUCUCGAGAUUAGCCCUACAUCAUGCAAUGAACUAGGAAGGAAUAUUCAAGAAAAUAUUCCUAUUCCUUUACCUGAUGAAGAGUUCUAUGCAAAACGAUGUAAUAUCUACCUACUCCAUGUAGACUGUUGAUUUUUAUGUUCUACUUUAUCAUGCCUUGAUUUAGUAUAUCGUUCAGCCAUUUAGACAUGGUGUUUGGAAUCAAAGCUUCAAAUCUACUAACUUUCCUAUAACUUAAUAUCUUUACUUCCUAUUCUUGACGUUUCCUUUACUUCCUAUUCUUGACAUGUGCACCAAGUAAGAAUCUAUAUACAGAACAAGCGUAUUAUCCAAUGACGGUGCGGUAUUUCAGUCAAGAGGAAAAUUGCAUGCGAUCACUUAUCAAGAGGUUGAGACACAUUGCUGGCUGUAAAACAUUCACGUGAUCACUUUGAAAUGUUGCAUAAUACACUUACCUCAACUUCUCGCUAUUUUAGAUCACCCUUUCUUCCUUUCCACAAUGUUGAAUUUCCUUGUGUCUUUAACACCAACAUUGACCUUAGCUGUUUGGAAAACUAUUCAAACUUUGUAUCUCAACCUUCAGGCCAACAGUUGUAAAAAUUUAUUUGAUGACGGUUUUGGCAUGGAUAACAGACUUUACAAAAACAGCAUACGUUAAGAUACAUGUAUACAAACAUUCCUCCUUAGUUUCAUUUUAGAUUUGUAUCCUUUUAAUAAGGAAUAUUUUGAAACCUAUCAUUACAGAAAUUGAUAUUGGUUUGUGAAUGACUUUUGCCAGCAGCUUUUUCUUCUAACGUUUAUCACUGGAUUACCUCAAAAGUGAAGUUUUGUGAUCGGGUUUGCAUUAUCGAACAGCGGGUAAUACGUGGUUGUGGUCUCCAUAAUAUUGAAUAAUUCGCUCUCAUAAAACCGCAGUACACGUGCAGAUGACCCGCGAGAUAAUGCACAUUUCUUCUCGAUAAUUGCUGUAGAUAUUCCCAAAUCAAGACUGUAUUUUUAAUCGGAAAAUUGGUGCAGCUAGUGAUGACUGACUUGCAGGUUUUGUUUAUGAUCUCAAUUCUGUUUUAACUUUUUUUAAUUUUCUUUGUGAUUUCAAUGAGCGAGGUCAGUUUUAAUUACCAGGUUGUUUUACUUAUCUCGCUUUGCUCGUCGUUUUAUGUUGAGUAAUGGUUUGACUGGAAAACAUUAUUUAAAUUAGAGCUCACAGUUUGUUUUGGGAUUAGCUAAGGAUUUUCCAGCGACUCUUGGCUACAUAAUAUUAAUUCAGAUUCUUCCUAAAUACCAACGCAUUUCUAAAAAUACAAUUUGCACUAUCCAUCCAUUUGUUGCUAAAUAUUUCAUUUUCUUGGAACACAUAAGAAUACAUUUAAAUUGAAGUCUGGCUUUAUAACUCAUCUGAAACGAUAAAUCUGAUAGUGUGGCAGAUAUGUUAUUAAUCCAAGGUAUAGUGCCUCUGUGAUGACUUGGCAGAUUUCACGACAAGGCCAUUCACAAGCCAAUCCUUUGAUUCUAUUUCUGUAUGUGUGAAUUAUGAUAACUUCCUCAACCCCUAUGUUAAAUUUAUGGUUGUUUCAAGAGGACCAAAUUGUAAAACAGAACUUUUUUAUGCCAGUUUUAUUGCAAUUCACUGAAAACGGAUAAUGGCUAGGCGCAGUAGAUUUAAGAAUAAUGGCUAGGCGCAGUAAACCCACUGUUAUACCAAAACUGGUUUUAAAACCAUUGUUAUCUUAAAGCCAGGAAAAAAUCUAACCUCAACAAAUUAUCCCCGGCAGAAGAAUACUCGUUUAGAGUUAUUCCGAUUCAAUUUCUGCAGUGCCAGUUUUCAAAUGUAUUUCAGCUAGAUGAUAUUCAGAGUUUCAUAAGAAAGGAUUCUUUUGGCAACGUGUAUAAACCUCUCUAAAAAAUUCUUUUUAUUGGUAAAAUUCGACAAUUCGAAAAUUCGCGUUUCGGAGUAAUAUUACAAUUAUAAAUGUAAUAAUGACUAGCUGGAACUGGACAUUAUACGCAUCUUAAUUUGCAUUGUUUAUAAGAUUCCGUCUGAGAAACCUACCCCAACGAUGAUUAGAAGCUUUCAAAAUAUUAGUUCUAAAAACAAAAAGAGAAAUCGAAACGGAUUAGUCACAAGUUUAAUUCUUAUAAAAAACGCGUUUAGUCCAACAAUUCAUGACGAAUCACGUGACCCUCAGGUUUCCUCUACCAUCGCGAAUUCACCGAUGCCAUCCGCUUCUGUCAUCAUUCGAAGGCCUCGUUUUGACAUUGUUUGGUCUGUCUCGUCUUCGCAAUGAGGCAGCUAGGCAAAAUCCAUUGAUUAGUGGGCAAAAUCACAAUGAAAAUGUAGAUACAUGCAAAAAUGCACAGAGAGAGCGAGACUCGAUUUUCCUUUUUUCAGUAAAGUUAGUUUUUCUGUAAUAUUCAACGGCAGUUUUUUUGUAAUGUUCCAGUAUCAAUAAAGGCAUGAUCAAAUAGGCAAAUUAUUUUGUUUGGUUUUAAGUGCCCUUUUGUGUCCCCAAACCAAUAUUUAGAACUGUUAUACCUAUGGCUUUUCAUUUUUACUCUUUGAAUCUUGGCUUGGUUUCUCUCAGCUAGAUUUUAAUUAGUCUUACUUUAAUUUCUUAUUUAUGCUCAAUAAGUACGCGGCAAUUAAUUAUUGAACAUGUGAUUGUUAAUGUCAUCUUCUUCAAGGAUUGAAUGCUGUCUAGUUUAGAGGUAUUUGUACGUAGAUUAAACCAUACUUGCCAGUGUUGUAUUUUCAUAGCGGAUUUUAAUUAUUAAACGUGAUUGUUAAUGUCAUCUUCUUCAAGGAUUGAAUGCUGUCUAGUUUAGAGGUAUUUGUACGUAGAUGGAACCAUACUUGCCAGUGUUGUAUUUUCAUAGCGGAUUGUGCGUUGUUAAACACCGACCAUAUUGUCUGGUCUUAAUAUCCAGUGGCUUAGUACUGCUCUCAUAAGAUCAUUAGCCUUUGCUUAAAAUCGAGACAAAAGUUGUAAUCCAGCUUAUCCGUCUCGCGUGUAUGUAUCACGUUUGAUUCUGAUAAGAACAAGGCACACUGAUCAGAUGUAUCGCAAAAGUCGAUCGCGCGUAUUCCAAUGGUUUUUUGUAUUUGGUAUAUGAGUUAGUUUAUACUGAGUGCUAUGGAUGAGGUGGAUGUGACUGUUCGGCCUGAAGUAGCUAUCAGCUCAGGUGAAAGCACAGGUGCUUUGGAGGCCGUCGCAUGCGCUAACUGCGAAAAUAUUUCGGAUACUGUCCUCGAUGAAUCUGCCUCAACUUCGACUUGCAAUGAAAAUGAAAAUUGCCCGUGCCUAAGGGGAGCGAGAACCAGUUGUGACAGGGAAAACUUUGAAAAUGCAAAAGUUGCCGACGAAGAAUUUCCGCAGGCUACAGAGGAACAUGUCCUGAAUGAAACAAUGUUAAGAGAUGAAAAUGCACCUGGUGCUGUUGAGGCUAAUGAGACCGUAUGUCUGCUUUCGACAUCUGGUUUUAAUGGAGACAUUAUUGAUAAUACGAGUGAAGAUCGGAGAGAUGUUUUGAAUACUGGUGAUUUGAAUAAUCAGUUGAGUAGUGCUAUGAAUUCUGAAUGUCAUUUAUUAGAGCAAGUUUCUCAAAAUCCUGAUCUGCUCGAGCGUGCUGAUUUGGCAGAAAGAUCGCCGUAUCAAGCACCAGCAGCAACUCCUCCGCAGCCUCCACCAGGUCCUCCACCUACCUCUGCUCCACCUGCCCCUGCCCCUCCUCCUGUCCCUGCCGCUCCUCCUGCCCCUCCAGCACCACCUGCACCACCACCUGCUCCAGGUUCUGGACCGCCACCACCGCCAGCUGGUCCACCCCCUUCGGUUGGUGGUCCACCUCCACCACCGGGUCCUCCUCCACCACCAGGGGGUGGCCCACCUCCACCACCACCUCCUCCAGCCAUCGGUGCACCUCCUCCACCACCUCCUCCACCUGUAGGGGGUAGUGGCGGAUCGUCAGCCGCAUCAAGUGGUGGCGGUGGUGGUCUUCUAGACGGAAUUGCCAAUGUACGACUGAAGAAGCGAAGUGAGGUUGAUACCCAGCCCAAAGCUGCACCGUCGGCUGGCGGUGGUGGUGGCGGCGGCGGUGGAAUGGACAUGAUGGCCCAGCUGCAGAUGAGGUUAAAAGCCAGGAAACAAAUGGAAAGUGGGGAAAGCCCCGGUGUUUCAAGUCACAACGGACCCUCGAAAAUUCCAACAUCAUCGCCAGCGCCGAAUAAGAAGUUCACGAGUGAGCCAGUUAAAAAGGCACCUGCUCCAUCAAACAGGCCAUCCGGGGCCCCAUCUUUAGCGGGAAGGCAAGAGUCAACUAACGAUGAUUCUGUUUCCUCCGACCAACUUAAAGCGCUCAAAGCAGAAAUAUUGGAAGCAUUCCGAAAUGAAUUAAGAGAGGCCAAAGAAGAAAUCUUGGAAGCCCUCAAGAACGAAAUCUCCAAGUUAUCCUGAUUCGUGAACUGGUAACCAAUAUCUGUUUAAUCGGAAGACAGAUCGAUAGUUAAACCAAAUUCGCUGAUUGACUUUUAUCCAAGUCGAAACAUUUUGGAUAGAUUUGUUGAAGGAAAAUUUUUGUACUGUGUAGAUAACGAUAAUCGGAGGAUUUUCUGUAUCGUUUUUUCAUAUUAAUUCUCCAUCAAGUUAAGUGCCAAGCUAUUUUCAUUCGAUAAUACAAGGUAAUUCAACUAUAUGUCUAAGCGUUUUGCACUAUGGGUUUUGAUUUAAAGAGGAACUAGAUCACUGUGUCAUGAAUUUAUGACCGUAAUGGAAGAAUAAGGACAGGUCUAGCUAGCUCAGUGUCAUUAGCAUUGUGACGGCCACCACCGUAGAGUUAGUUAUGAAAUAAGGGGGGGUUAUCACCAUGCAACAAGCAGCUUCUCGUCAGAUCUUCAGCAUGUGGAAUAAAGAAAAUGAAAUUUUCUACAUUAUUUCCAGAGCUGAUUUAAAUAUUUGUGUCUUUAAAUCACCCAGCUUGAUUUCAUCUGAGUUGGCGAAAGUAAUGAUAGGAAAUACAUCCAUGAAAUAAAAGUCCAUCGGCCUGUGCUUUUAAAGAAUGUAAUUCAGAAACAGAGAAAGGAAACUGAAACUACUUAUAUUGGUUUUUAUAACCAAAUAUAAUGAAGCAAACCCGAAUGUAUCAGAGAUCUGAGUGUGAAUGCAAUGAUCCGACUCGAGGAAUAUUUUAUGCCUGUUGUCGUCUGUGAAGAUAAUGACUGUGAAAUUUAUAUAAACUAUGGACAUAUAACUAUGGACAUAUAAUGCUUAGUUCUAGAAUCUUAUUGGUUUGCUCCUUAUUUCUGUACGUAAAUAUUUGUCUGUUUUAGAUUUCGUUUCAAUUUUAAUGCACGUAUUUAACUUUGUGUGAGCAGGCUCUGUUUCCGUGCACCUGAGCGUUUAGAUAAUGGUGAUUUUUAAUUCAAA
Molecule: messenger RNA, 6586 nt
Organism: Rhopilema esculentum
Lineage: Eukaryota; Metazoa; Cnidaria; Scyphozoa; Rhizostomeae; Rhizostomatidae
Source: RefSeq, a predicted model, not a curated record